GAGUUUAUUAUGUGUUAUGACUUGCAGUUUGUCCUCAAAUCUCAAACAAUAAUCCGAUUGACUCUUCAUUUACUAAASUUUUUUGUCUUUUUCGGUGACAUUUGAAGAUAUAUUUUAAUAUCUUUUAAUUAAUCCUAAUAUUUGUUAUCUUUAACGGGAAGUGUCAACACAUAAAAAGGCAAUAAAAUGAGUAUAAUGUCAUACAAUGGCGGAUGUGUUAUAGCGAUGAAAGGCAAGGGAUGUGUUGCCAUUGCAGCCGACAGAAGACUCGGAGUUCAAGGACACACUGUGUCAACUGAUUUCAAGAAGAUCUUCGAAAUGGGACCAACUCUUAUGGUAGGACUUCCCGGACUGGCCACCGAUACGUUGACAGUCUCGCAAAGACUUAAAUUUAGAAUCAAUUUGUAUGAAUUGCGUGAAAACAGGCGAAUCAGUCCCAAAACUUUUGGAUCAGUUGUGUCCAACUUAUUAUAUGAACGCCGGUUUGGACCGUACUUUAUAUCUCCAGUAAUUGCAGGCUUAGAUCCAAAGACAAGCGAACCAUAUAUAAGUACAAUGGAUUUGAUCGGUUGUAUUGAUGAAUCCGACGACUUUGUGUUAGCCGGAACUGCGGAAGAACAGGCAUUCGGUAUGUGUGAGACACUUUGGGAGCCCGACCUCGAACCGGAUGACCUCUUCGAGACCAUCUCUCAAGCAUUAGUUAAUGCAGUCGAUAGAGACGCUAUGUCUGGAUGGGGAGCUAUUGUCUAUGUCAUCGAAAAAGAUAAGAUUACUGAAAGAACUGUCAAAACUCGUAUGGAUUAAUGCAUUCAAUUCAAGAGUUAAUACUUGAAAAAAAAUUCCGUAUUUUUUAUUAAUGAAUAACUUAUAAAUAAAAACUUAAACAAAAAUUUUAUGAUUUUAUGAUUU
This is a messenger RNA of Oppia nitens, 909 nucleotides long. It is a transcript of the gene Prosbeta3, whose product is annotated as proteasome subunit beta type-3-like. Gene Ontology annotation, cellular component: proteasome core complex; proteasome core complex, beta-subunit complex. The transcript is spliced from 2 exons. The record is from RefSeq and is a predicted model, not a curated record. Gene Ontology annotation, biological process: proteasome-mediated ubiquitin-dependent protein catabolic process. Lineage: Eukaryota; Metazoa; Arthropoda; Arachnida; Sarcoptiformes; Oppiidae. The coding region runs from base 187 to 804 and encodes 205 amino acids.